AUGUAUGUGUUUUCAUUCUCGAAAUCGAAUCGAUUAGAUCGAGGGGAGAGUCUGUUUUGUUUAUCCUAUAAUUUAUUGGAAAAGCAAUGCCUGGCAAUCAAUCCAGCUGAUCAUGAUGGUGUACCAUCCGAUUAUUCGAUUGAAGUGAACAGUAGAAAUACAAUCUAUUCGAAUGAAUUCAUCGAAAGUAAAUAUAUCUAUGACAUGAAUCACUGUGAAGUUGAUCAUCAGAAGAAACGAGUCAAUAUCACACCACGAAAAUAUCAAUACGAUUUCCGUACAAAACGACAAGUACAACGUACAGGUGUUAUGCUUGUUGGAUGGGGUGGAAACAAUGGUUCUACUGUCACAGGUGCUAUCAUCGCAAAUCGAGAUAAAAUCACUUGGAUGCGUAAAGAGGGUGAACAACAUGCCAAUUACUAUGGCUCAUUAACUCAAUCAACUACUAUUCGACUUGGAAGUAACAAAGAUGGAAAAGAAGUUCACAUUCCAUUCAAUACUAUCCUACCUAUGUUACAUCCCAAUGAUAUCGUCAUUGGCGGUUGGGAUAUUAAUGAUGCCAACUUAUACGAUGCUAUGCGACGGGCAUGCGUUUUUGAUUAUGAAUUGCAAGAAAAACUAAAAGCGAAAAUGAUUAAGAUGAAACCAUUACCAUCGAUUUAUUAUCCUGAUUUCAUCGCUGCUAACCAAGAGGAUCGGGCAAAUAAUUUGUUACCCAAAGGAACGAAACAACAAGAUUUAGAUCGUAUCCGAAAUGAUAUUCGAACAUUCAAAAAUGCACAUGAUUUAGAACAAGUGAUUGUUUUAUGGACCGCAAAUACUGAACGUUACGUCGAUGUUCGAGCAGGUCUCAAUCAAACAGCUGAUGAUAUUCUUCGAUCCAUCGCUAACAAUGAUGACGAAGUUAGUCCUUCGAAUGUGUUCGCUUGUGCAGCUAUUCUUGAAAAAUGUCCAUAUAUUAAUGGAAGUCCACAGAAUACGCUAGUACCAGGAAUAAUUGAAUUAGCUGAAAAAUAUCAUGUUUUCAUUGGCGGUGAUGACUUCAAGAGUGGACAGACAAAAUUGAAAUCUGUUCUUGCUGAUUUUCUCGUCUCAGCUGGUUUGAAAUUACAAUCCAUUGUCUCAUACAACCAUCUAGGAAACAAUGAUGGUAAAAAUUUAAGUGCACCACAACAAUUUCGUUCAAAAGAAAUCAGCAAAUCCAAUGUCGUAGACGAUAUGGUCGGAGCCAAUCAUUUACUUUACGAUAAGAGAACGAAUGAACAUCCUGAUCAUGUUGUCGUCAUCAAAUACGUUCCAUUUGUUAAAGAUUCUAAACGUGCUAUGGAUGAAUAUAUCUCAUCGAUAUUCAUGAACGGUCUUAGUACAAUCGCUAUUCAUAAUACAUGCGAAGAUUCUUUGUUAGCAUCACCAUUAAUUAUCGAUCUUGUUAUUCUAACGGAAUUAAUGACACGUAUUACAUACAAAACAAAUGAUCAAGAGGAAUAUCACUCUUUCGAAGCUGUUUUAUCAAUCUUAUCUUAUCUUCUUAAAGCUCCAAUGGUUCCACCGGGUACACCAGUUAUUAAUGCACUUUUUAAACAACAUCGUUGCAUAACGAACAUUCUCUCAGCAUGUGCUGGUAUUGCUAUGGAUACGGAUAUGUUGUUGGAACAUAAAACACAAUUGCCAAAACCAAUGAAAAUUCAACUAUAA
Messenger RNA from Adineta ricciae, 1695 nucleotides. The record is from the annotation of a GenBank genome assembly. Lineage: Eukaryota; Metazoa; Rotifera; Eurotatoria; Adinetida; Adinetidae.